GAUCUCAAAUGUGUUUUCUAGCCCUCAUGAUUCCUGUCAGAUUAACGACAUUUUGUUACACGGCCAUCCAGGGAAUAAAAAUUUAGAUAUAUCUUAUCAGCGAAUAAAUUUUACCGACGUAUGUAUUUAACAAUUACUUCGAGGCGCACAAUCGUCACUCCAACCAUAGUUAGUGCUAGUGAUCUAUCGUUUACCGGAUCGUGAAUAAGGCAGAAUGGGUUGCGGCGAAGGAUUAGCAAAAAUAUUAGUGUUUAUUGUCAACUUUGCCUUCCUGUUGGUCGGCAUAGCGCUUCUUGUUAUUGGCAUAGUCUACAAGUUGAAUAUCAACCACGUAACAGACGCAGUACCGGAAAAUUAUGAUGCUGUCCGAUACAUUCCCACACUCUGCAUCGUGAUCGGAGCUAUAGUAUUUUUCAUAUCAUUUUUGGGUUGUUGUGGAGCUUGCUUAGGAGCUUGCAAAAAAAACCCGUGCAUGCUGAGCACGUAUGGUACUAUUCUCAUAUUAAUAUUCAUUUUACAAUUAGCCCUUGGCAUCUAUGCGAUCGUGAAAAUAAAAGACAACGACGAUCUUCAAAAGAAUAUAAGCGAUGCCGUUCGAAAAUUACUCAACAACGAUAAAGAUGCUUUGAAAGCUCUUCAGAACCAGCUACACUGCUGCGGCGUUAACAGUUCAAGUGAUUGGUUUCCGUCACCAGUACCCCAAAGUUGCUAUAAGAACGAAGACACAACCAACACUCUUUGGACAAAGGGUUGUGCGGAUGCCGUAUACGAACUUGUUAAGGACUCAAUUAAAGUUAUUGGCAUAGUAGUUAUUAGUAUUUCAGCGGUUGAGGUCAUUGGUGCCAUCCUCGCACUUUGUAUGGCACACUGCGUCAGAGAAAGAAAAAGAACUUACUAAGUGAGAUGAUCUUUACACUACAGGAAGAAAUUGUAACUUCCACACGAACUGAAAUAAUGACAAUUUACAUUAUCCUGUAAUGUUGUAUUGUUGUAUAGCUUAAGUAUACCAUAAAUAGCAGCACUAAGAAAAUGUUUUCUACGAUUUCUUUUGAAUUAAUCUUUUUUUAAAUGUUUUGUACAUAUGUCACCAUAUGUCACCAUAAGGCGAAAAUUCUAUAAACUAUUAUAACCAAAAGAAAAGUGCAAAUAAUAUUAAUUGGUAAUUAU
Molecule: messenger RNA, 1167 nt
Organism: Cylas formicarius (sweet potato weevil)
Lineage: Eukaryota; Metazoa; Arthropoda; Insecta; Coleoptera; Brentidae
Product: CD63 antigen-like
Exons: 6
Coding region: 215-898 (227 amino acids)
Cellular component (GO): membrane
Source: RefSeq, a predicted model, not a curated record